UAUGUCUUUGCGUAUGUAUAUGUAUAUGUAUAUAAUUUUUUAUUGUUUGCCUCCAUCUCCAGAGAGCAAGGGCGGAAGAGAGGGCCGCACGCUCCAGCCGAGCGUCGCGGAUCUGAACGGGUCGAAGGAGGCAAUUUUGCGAGUGGGGGAGGGAGGGGGACCUCGAUUUCCACCAAUCCCCGGGCGUUUGUCUGCGAAGUCCGGGGCGCAGCGGAAGGCUGCGGCGCGCUGCUGAAUUAACUGAUGAGAGCGAAUUCUUUUCUUCUCCGGGAGAGGUGGGGAGCGAGGGUCCUGGCUGACGAGGCGGAGAAGCCCGAGACGGGGUAGCGGUCCCGGGCCGCGGUGGAAAUUUCCAAGGACUUGGCGCGGCGCGGAGAGCGCGUCUGGAGGGCGGGGGGUGCCUGGCAGCGCGGGAGGCGGGGAGAGACGGCGAAGGGCGCAGGAGCAUCUCUCAAACGGGGACGGCGCGGACCAAACGUCUGGGAGGGAGCCCAGCGGCUCCCUGGACCCAAGCGGAGAACGACAGUGAUGCUGCAGAACAUAGGGGGUACGAUUCGCCGCCGUCUCUCUCCGCGCUCUCGGAGACCCCCAAUGCCCGCCUUCUUCAGGGGAAGCGACCAUGGCCACAGCUUGUGACUUUGCCCCUAGCCACUUCCCUUAGGAAAAAAAAAAUCCUUGAAAAAGUUGCAUUUGAAAAAUCCUUGUUCCGACCUUUGGGGCCGCGAGGGCUGAAGAAGCGUUUGUGCAAGUGCAAGCAAGAAAGUGAAAGCUGUGUGUGCAUGGGGGGCCGGCGGUGGGGGCGCCCUCCGCUGCCACUUCGCCUAGCAUCGUGCUGAGGCUCUGGUCUUCGCCCCCGGCCCCUCACCCCGGGACCCUGGGGCUGCGAUGAGCCCCUGCGGGCGGGCCCGGAGACACACGUCCAGAGGGGCCAUGGCUGUACUGGCGUGCAAGUUCCCGCGGACCCGGCUGCCAGUGGGAGCCAGUGCCCUCUGCGUCGUGGUCCUCUGUUGGCUCUACAUCUUCCCCGUCUACCGGCUGCCCAACGAGAAGGAGAUCGUGCAGGGGGUGCUGCAACAGGGCACGGCGUGGAGGAAGAACCAGACAGCGGCCAGACUUUUCAGGAAACAGAUGGAAGACUGCUGUGACCCCGCCCAUCUCUUUGCUAUGACUAAAAUGAAUUCUCCCAUGGGGAAGAGCAUGUGGUAUGAUGGGGAGUUUUUAUACUCAUUCACCAUUGACAAUUCAACUUAUUCUCUCUUCCCCCAGGCAACCCCAUUCCAGCUGCCCUUGAAGAAAUGUGCGGUGGUGGGAAAUGGUGGGAUUCUGAAGAAGAGUGGCUGUGGCCGUCAAAUAGAUGAAGCAAAUUUUGUCAUGCGAUGCAAUCUUCCUCCCUUGUCAAGUGAAUACACUAAAGAUGUUGGGUCCAAAAGUCAUCUCGUGACAGCUAACCCCAGCAUAAUUCGGCAAAGGUUUCAGAACCUCUUAUGGUCCAGAAAGACAUUUGUGGACAACAUGAAAAUUUAUAACCACAGUUACAUCUACAUGCCUGCUUUCUCUAUGAAGACAGGAACAGAGCCAUCCCUCCGGGUUUAUUACACGCUGUCAGAUGUCGGUGCAAAUCAAACAGUGCUCUUUGCUAACCCCAACUUUCUGCGUAGCAUUGGGAAGUUCUGGAAAAGUAGGGGAAUUCAUGCAAAACGCCUGUCCACAGGGCUCUUUCUGGUGAGCGCAGCCCUGGGCCUCUGUGAGGAGGUGGCCAUCUAUGGCUUCUGGCCCUUCUCUGUGAAUAUGCAUGAGCAGCCCAUCAGCCACCACUACUAUGAUAACGUCUUACCCUUUUCUGGCUUUCAUGCCAUGCCGGAGGAGUUUCUCCAACUCUGGUAUCUUCAUAAAGUCGGUGCACUGAAAAUGCAGUUAGACCCGUGUGAGGACACCUCACUCCAGCCCACCUCCUAGGGACAGUGGAAAAAGGAAAAACUAAGUCAGGGUAUUUUUGUUAGGUUUUCUAUAUGGUUGCAAAAGGAAAUAGUGAAGUCGUUUCAUGGAUUUGCAUGGGCCACUUGCAAACAACAACCAUGGAAAACUCUCCUUUUAAUGUUGGCUUGGAGGACAAAUAAGAAGUAAAACAUCCUAUGAAAUAUUUUGUGGCACAUUGUGGAUUUGCAACUAGUAACAGUCUGAUGAAAUCAUGCUGGUAAAGCACAUUCACAUGGUUUAAAUCGAGAAGGUGCAGUUCACAAAUAAGAUGGAACUUUAGUUGUUGAAGUUGAGGAGUCACUCAAUGUUAAUAAAGGGAAUACCAGGGCAAAGUGUUACUGAUUAUCAAUAUAAACUGGAUUAAUUUAAAAAACUACAUAUGAAAACUGACAUUGGAACCAUAGGUUUUUAAAACUUAUUAUUUAUUUUUGCUCUAUUUAGGGGCAGUGAGUAGAUGAUGAGAUAGAUUUGAAAAAAUCUAAGGAUAUAAAACACUGCAGCUGACUUUGUGAUUUGUUGAACCCAGUCUGUUAGCUAUAGUCUUCUUCCAUUUAAACAUGUUAACUAAGAAUUGCUUCCUCCCCUUUUGUCAGGUCUGCUUAGUGUGAAGCAUUGUUGAAUUUAGACUGUGUCGAUUCAUAGUCUGGAUAACAUGAAUCACUUCUCCUCCUCCUCAGAACUUAGGGCAUAAAUUCAAUUUUAGGUCUUCAUUUUGUAAACCUGUUUGAAUUAUUGUUAUUCUAGUGCAAAAAGACUACAAAUGUGAGUGCAUUAUUUAUUUGCAAACUCUUUGCAUAAUUGUCUUUAUAAUUUAAUGUUCCCAAUGGUGUAAGCUUAGUCUCUGAAGACAGACUGGAAGGUUCCCCCCUCUUCUAUCUACCAUGAUGUAUUCACUUUAAGAGAAAGCAUAUUCACACACACAUACACACACACACUCAAUUAAACAAAGCUCAUUCCUGUGCAACUAUGAAAGCUGAACCCACAUAACUUGGUAUUAAAAAAAACCCUGUAACCAGUAUUGGAGAGCUAUAAAGGUAUUAUGUACCACCCCUUAGACCCCAAUGUAAGAUAAGCCAGCUUAACUGGUUGCUGCUCACAGUGCUCAUACCAGCAUGAGAUGUAAGCCUUACUCCCAAAUGCUUACCCCAAAUGAACAGAAUUGUUUUGCUCAUUCUGAUUCCCUUGAGUGGACCCUGCGUUGAGCAUGCUCAUACAAAGCAGAUUCAUACAAGUGAAGGGAUGUGAGUUAGUAGCUAUCUAUUUUCUUAGUAGCAGGUAGGACAAUUUAGAAAGCCAAACUCCGACAAAUUACAAGCAGCUAGAUGUGUUUACAUAUCAGAGAAGGGUAAAGGAAGCCUUUCAUUGUCAUUGUUCUUUGGGAUGCCUUAAUGUAAAAGGAGACACUGGAAAUCAUCAUCUUUGUUUUUUUUUAAGUAUUGCCAAAAUUUAGGUAAACCGUGCCAAAAAGUUUCAUUUUUUAAAUGGUAGAAAUAGUACACAAUAUAGAUUAAAACAGGUGGCAGUUUUUGGUAAAUUAACUUAAAAGCUACCAAGAUAUCGAUGCCCUUGGAAAGUAUCUAUAUCAUUGGAAUAAGAAAUUUUCUAAGUAAGAUAAAAUUUUGAGGUUAUUAUAGGAAGCAGCAGUUGAAAUAUGUCUGGUUCACACAACAUGGAUUAUGUUAAUAUUUAGAAUGUUAAGAAUCUGAGAGUAUUGAUUCUGUGCAGAACUGAUUUGCUAUUUUGAUUCUAUGUGGCAGCAAAAUGUAGUGCAAAUGUACCAUUGAGUGAACUGUGUUAAAUACUCACUAUGUGCAAUCCUGAAUAUAGUUCCUCCUUUGAGCUGUUGUUAUUAAUAAUUACCUUAAAAGGGAAUACAUUUUAACCUAUACACUUCAUCAGAAAUAUAAAAGGGCUAAUGAAAAACACAUAAAUGUUAAUAAAAUAUUACUCAAAUUAGUGCUUUGUUAAAAUAUAAUUAAUGAGCAACAUAAAGCCAAUGAAUCACAGUUCCAUUGAAAGGAUGUUGGAAAUGUUACAUCUUGUAGUGACUCCUGAAAUGGAUUCGUGCAAUAGAUUUGUACAACUUUAAGUCCAUAAAUCUGUGGCUUCUGAAAGGCAAAACCAAAAUAUCCUAAACUCGGACCAGUGAUUCUCAAACAGAGUGAUUCUCCUUCUGCAUCUGGUGACAUUUUUGAUUGUCAUGAGUUGGAGGGUGUUACUGACAUCUAGUGGGUAGAAGCCAGGUAUCCUGCUAAGCCCUCAAAAUGCACAGGUCAGAUUCCUCACAAAUAAAGAAUUACCUAGUCUCACAUGUCAGUCAGUAGUGCCGAGGAUGAGAUACCCUGGAUUAGACCAAAAUAUUUUGAUUGUUCCAUAUUGUCUUCACUUGAGGAUACACACAUGUGAUUGUGUAAUUCAAAGUCUGACUACAAGUUAAUGAGAAUAUUUUCUUAGAUUGAAGUUUGGGAUGACUUUAUAGUGAUGAUUUACAGGUGUGGCAUUGUGUUUCCUUUUGUGUGGUUAGAUAGCUGUAACUAAACCUGAGACGGGGAGUGUGCGCUUGUGUGUGUAGAGUAAACUUACGCGUCUCUAUUGUUACUAAAAUAUAUGUGUUCCUAAGUGAGGGUCUGUCUAGAAUUGUCUUGCAGAGUACUUUGGAAUACUCUAUUAAGAAAUUGAGUUCUAAACUUUAAUCAUUUUAUUUUGUUUUUCUGAAAUUGAGGACCUCAGAAUUGUGCCUCAUACUUUGCCAAAUUUAGCCAAUUAUAUUUUUAUAUUAAUGACUCUUAAGAUUCAGCUCAGAAGAUAUUCAGGUUAUGGUAGACACAUUCAAUAAGAAAUAUUUCAUCACUUUCAAUGCAUCUGCCAAGAGAGGACGUCACUCUCAAAUAUCAGUCUAAUUUUUAAAGUUUUUUAGUGACAAAAAUUAGGUUGCUCCCUGGAGGCCAAAGCGGUGCUAAAAGGACUGAACAUGCCUUGCUGGUGAGACUUUCUAUCAGCUCCCAUUGGAAAAUUGCGUCAAUGCUAAGAAUCAUGAAUGAGGAUGACUUCUGGUUAAUUUUGAUUCCACUUUAGUAGAAUUAAGGUAGUUGAAGGAUUAACUCAUUCCAUAAGAAAGAAAAAAAAUAAUUUAGUUUUUUUAAUUUUUCAUUGAAUGUAUUGAGGUGACAUUGGUCAAUAAAAUUAUAUAGGUUUCUUGUGAACAGCCCUAUAAUACAUCAUCUGUAUAUUGUUUUGUGUGUUCAUCACCCCAAGUCAAAUCUCCUUCCAUCACCCUUCCCCUCUCCUACCUCCUUCCACCCCCUUCCCCUCUGGAAAUUACCAUGCUGUUGUCUGUGCCUGUGAGUUGGGAUUAAGCAAAAGUAAUACUAAUUAUAUAUGAAAGAUUUUUAUAUGGAAGAGGACAUUGGGCACAUAACCUUUGUAUAGACUAUUUGAUCAGCAGUUUAUACAAUAUUGUGCAUCCAAACUGCAAUUAACACUAGAAGUUAAACAGUGCUUCCUGAAUUCUGUUUCUGUUUAGUUUACUUUUAACUAUAGUAACAAAGGUAAAUGAUCCAAAAUGAUCCAGAUGAUCCCAAAUGUCAGAUGUUCGGACAACGCUCUCUGUGUUUGGCUUUGUGAUGUUUCAUGCCCUUCUUUUGGCUAAAACCUUUGCGUAGGUUAAAUACAAAUUAUACCUGAAGCAAUGGACAACAUGGCUUUAAAAUCUCGAAAAAUGGCUGAAGAAAUCCUAGAAUUCUAAAUUUACCAAAAAUAUUUUUAGAUGAGUCAAAAGCUGUAUAGAAGUAGUAUAAGUGAUUCUAGAUGGGAACAAUAUCAAUAGCAUCCUUCUUGGCAGCAACCAUGGUAUUGUGUACUUUAUUACUCACAAACUCGUACUUCUGUGUGUGGAAAAUCAGUCAUGGAUGGUUUUAAUUUGAUGUUUAAAAAUAUUGACAUUGUGGCAUUUUUAACUGACAAAUCCUUGUUAGGAGAGAUGUAAGAGGAAGAAAUGUCACAGUCCAUUGAAAACUGUACAAAAUUCUCAUUGUGUUAUAUAAGAACCAGGGAAUAUAUCUGUUUUAUAUUUGCAGGAUUCCAAAGAUCAAAGCUAUAAGGAUUUUUGUGGGAACUUUUCAAGGUAUGUGGAGAAAUAAGGACUGAGACCAAAUUGUGCUUUGUAUUCCUUCAUCUUCCCAGUGUAGAUAGAGGUUGACUCUCUGAUUACGUGACUGCUGAUGGGUAGACAUCAGGGCUGGAAGUGGGUGCACGACUCUGGGCACCUUUAACUCAGGCCAGGCCUCUAACCUCAUCAACAACAACUAUAAAUAUGACUAGCAGUUUUGACAAAGUUCAGUCUCCUGUGUGCUAGGGAGUGGAUGAAGCAAGAGGAAAAGAGGAGGCAGCCUUGCUCUCAAGCUCUCAGCAACAAAGGGUCAGAGAACUCUCUGCUUUUGACCUUCGCUUUCAAGUACUAUUUAUCUCUGUCCAAUCCCAUGGAAGCUGGGCUCACCCUGGAGUUGAGCUACUAGACUUGUGACAAGAGAGCUGUGGAAAUUUGCUGAGAAGCUUAAAAUUUUACACUGCCUUAGAUAGUUCUUUGUUGCUGUUGCUGAUUUUUUUUCCUCACACUUGUGCUCUCUAAAUUUGGGUGUCUUGUGACAGAAUGCUGGUCACCCUGACCUAAUUAUGUUCCUGCCAGUGAUUAUUAAAAGUGGAGCUUUUUCCCCCAUCGGGAUGGAUUUUCUGAGUCCUUGAAGGUAGGGAGAUAGCAAAUAUCCCACCAAUUCCUAUAGAGCAUUUUUUAAAGCCCUGGAGAUGAACCCAAAGGAAUCCUGGAGCCUAGCGUGUCUGUUUAUAAACUAAAUAUGAGGCCACAAUAUUUAGGUUAAACAAGUGGAAGAAGAUACAGAUAUAUGAAUCUACAAUUGCCAUAACCUUUUUUCUUCCCUUCCUAAGAAAAUGGAUACUAUCAGCAUUACCCCCAGGCGAGUCUUGUCCAUUGAAUUUUUUUACAUACAUCUUAGACGUGAGGAACUGAAGCAAGCGUAUGAAUGGGCGGCUCAUUCAAACACAACCCAACCUCUGCUUGCCAUCACAAUAGGAAAAUACAUGGUUAUGUUUCCUUCUAAUUUCUUCCUUCUGGUGCCAGCAUUUCUGAUUUUUUGUAUCUCUAUCAAAUGAGGAAUUAAUGACUUAUUAUAAAUUGGCUUAUCAUACCUGUGAGCAUUUGUGUGAUAGCCAGAGCCUGUAACUAUAACUUUUCUAAAGCACAAAAGAUGAAAUAUAUUUUGUUUAUGGUUUACCUACCUCCUCUGCAUUCUUAUUGAUCUAUACAGUGUGCUGAAAUUCUGAGUUUGCUUUCCUGUUGAAGUUGUGGGAUGUAGUCUAUGUUGCAAAGCUGUCUAGGAGUUUUAUAGAAUAAUACCCAAAUUUACCGAUCAUGUCUCUCUGCUUUUAUGUUAUUAAUUAGAUUUUCUCCAGAUUCUUGUCAUUUUAAAUGCUUAUGCUUCACAAGAUACCAAUGAACAUCUGCAGGAUGUGAUGUUAUCCAGGGUAGAAAAAGUGGAGAGUCAGAUAUGUCUGUUUUUCUCUGUGCAGUAAGAGAAUGGAGAAUUACAAUAUUAAAAAUGGUUUAACCAAAACGAAAAAAGAGAGGAAGAUAAAAAUCAGAGUUUUAGUUGUGAAGGACCAUUUGGAGGGAUUUUAAGUAGCUGAGCAGAGAACACAGAGGUUUUUGUCCUUGAGUGAAGUUCCCAAAAUAAGGCCUUUUCAGACAUUUUAAAGGUAGUGUUCUGCCAAGCAGCCGUCAUGAGUAAUGGUGGAAGAUGGUGGAGGAAGCAGAGCAAGAGCCAGGCUGUGAGACUCUUAGGGGAGAAACCAGAAGAGGGGGACCUGCUUAUCAACCAGGACCCUCACAGUCUACAUGCUUUCCCACCUCCCACCCCUCCCCAAGUUCUGCUCUCCUUGGUAUUUGAACCUGGAUAUGAAACACUCCCAUUUUCAUAUUCCUCUUUGAUUUCCACUUUGACAUGUACUUCCAAAAUAAAAUUAUUAUCUAGAUCUUCUGUCAUGAUGAGGCAGCAAUAGUAGGAAAUGUCCCCUUGAACCUAAUGCUUUGAAACAUGGUCAUGUAUCAUCUUAUGCCAUAAAGGGCUUUUAUAUUCAUUAUUAUGUAGGGAGAUGUGUUUUCUCCCCUAUGUUCUUAUGUGCACACACCCAGACACACACAUGCACACACUUUACAUUAUUUAUGCCCAUUGAAAAGAGAAAGAUGGCUAUCUGGUGGAGGGUGGCAGAGGGUGCCUUAACGUUUUCUGGCUUGGCUCCAACUUUCUUAGCGAUUUUCUUCAUGUACCCUGGUGACUUUAGAGGUGUACCCACGUCUGUUCCAAGUUGUGUCUUUAUCAUCAGCAAGAAGUCUUAUAAAUGUAGUGAAUGUGACUAUUUUAUAUAAAUGCACAAUAGUACAUAGGCCUUGGAGAUGUCUGAUAACAGUAUGUAAAUAUGCUUCGUGAAGCUAGAACCUUCUCACGGGGACCGCUGCAGGAGGGUGCAUAGAUGAAGAGUGUUUACUCCAGCAGAUUCUGGCAUUCAGAGAAGCGAAGAAUCUAUUUGCUUCUGUUCUCAUCUGUUCCCAACCACCCAUCCCCUGGGCUUUCUUGUUGGUAGAUUAGUGUAGAUAUCCCUCAUAAAUUACAGGAUUCAUGAUUCAGGAUGAUGGAUGGUCACGGGCACAUCAGAGUCAGGAGCACUAGGGGGAAGAUGGAGAAAACAGAGAGGGCUAGCUCUAGUGCUAAGCUUGCCUAAUUUUUAAAAAAUCUGGAAUAUUACUAGAACUCUAGCUACCACACAGCAUAGUUGGUCUGAAAAGCUUUGAAAAAGAAAGCUUUUCUUUGAACUCUAAUUUGAUCAUUGCACACAAUAUAUUAUUCCCCAGGUGUGCAAGCUGUUUUUCAAGAGCAGCUUUGCGGAGACUGGAGGGAAGGGGAAAACAGAAAAAUUCAAAUCUUCUUUUUCAUGUAAUAUAAUCUACCAGUCCUUGAAUGCAAUAAUUAUGCAAAAGGUUUUAGCAUAGAAUAUAAAAUGAAAUAACCUUUGAAGUGUGUGUAGAAAUACUUCCUCCUAAUAAAGCCACAUUCUGCUGUCAGGAGGUUUAGGGAAAAUCAGUGCUUUUCAUUUCUUUUUUUUUUUUCAUGUAAAAUAGAGCGGGUAAGAAAAAAAUCUGUAAUUGGUACUUUUCAUAGUGUGACUGGAAAAAAACCGUACCUAUCUCUGUUGGUUCUGCUGAAUUGUUUCUUUCCACAGAAUCUAAAUGCAAAGUUGUUGGAAGAGGUUUGCUGUAAAAACACGUCUUUUUCUUUAGUGUGUUCAUUGUAGUUAUGGCUGGUAGUGAGAAGGUUCCGUAAGUCUCAAUUUCUCUACCUCCCUUACUUGGAGAAAACUUGGAAAUGUACCCUGUGAAUAAAAUGAUUUUUUUAAAUA
Messenger RNA from Artibeus jamaicensis (Jamaican fruit-eating bat), 9444 nucleotides. RefSeq names its product ST8 alpha-N-acetyl-neuraminide alpha-2,8-sialyltransferase 1 (gene ST8SIA1). Gene Ontology annotation, molecular function: alpha-N-acetylneuraminate alpha-2,8-sialyltransferase activity. Gene Ontology annotation, biological process: oligosaccharide metabolic process; N-glycan processing. The transcript has 5 exons. The record is from RefSeq and is a predicted model, not a curated record. Bases 886 to 1956 code for a protein of 356 amino acids. Lineage: Eukaryota; Metazoa; Chordata; Mammalia; Chiroptera; Phyllostomidae.